UGCAGAGAAGCAGAUGGUGUGCACAGUCCAACCUAGAUACUCUCUCCUUAUCCCAUAGGUAAGCAAUUGGGCCAAGGGUGGGUGGUCAGCAAGAACAUACUGCUUUAGAGGAAAAGUCAGAAAUCUUGGGACAUCAGAGACACUUUCAUACUCUUGGAGCUAAAAAAACAGAUUUUAGGCCCUCCCUGGAAAGGAGAGACCUAGAUGCAAUGUCCUGAGGAGGAAGAAGCCCCUUGUGCUCCAGAGAAUGACAGCAGAGCCACAGAAGCUGUCAAGGAAGAAACUAACCAUUAAGGGUCAAAGGAAGACGAGAAGAGUAGGAAUAGCUGGUCAUCCCCUACUCAGAGAACUGAGGCAGCUAAAGUCUGUUGUCUUCCUGGAACAAACGAGACACAAAAGAGAACCUCCCAAGAAAGACCGAAACAGAUGACAGCUGCCCAUAUCUGGGCACUGAUGCCACUGCUAGAUGGCACCAAAAGAUAUUGCCAGAUAUUAUAGCCUCGAACAAGAAACACUGAGGCACAGGUUUUGUUUCUUUCACAACCACCCACUGAAAGGAGAUGAACAGAAGGGUGAUUUGGGAAGUAAACAGCUGACUAAGAAAAUGGGAUUUGGACUUUUGAACCACAAUUUAAAAUAUUGGGAUGACAGAUUCCUGGCCAGAGAUGAAGUAUACUGUUCAAAGGCUGCCAGAUACUAUAGAGAGUAGCUGCAAUGAAAGAAGAAGAGCACUUGGGAUAUCAGAAAUUCAGAGAAGACAAGACCUAAGAGGAGACAACAGUGAAACUCCUGGCCAUAAAUGCCCAAAGUUUAAUCAGCAAACAAGAGGAACAAAAAGGCCUAACCCAAGGAGGUAAAUUUGACCUCUCAGGACUAGAUUCUAGAGGUAUCCUUGGGACAUGCUUGGAGGACCCACGAGACUUGGAACAUGCUUCACUUCCCUCUAGAAAACUUUUCUCUCUUGGACAGCCUAAUAUUAGGAGUCGUCCAGAUCAUGAUAAGCUCCUUCCACUUGUUUAUGUGGUAUUUCCUGUUGGAUCUAUAUGGCAGACAACAAAAAGGACAGUUUGGCACAUAUAAUCCUAUAACCUAUAAAAUACAUUAUCCAUCGUGGGCAAUCUUUUUUCUCCUGUCUGGAUUCCUCUCAAUAAGUGAAGCAAAGAACUCCUCCGUGCAUUCGAGAAAGUUGGCUUUCUGCGGAAACAUUUUCAGUGCCGUGUUAGCCGUCAUUGGAGUCAUUCUCAUCAUCAUCGAGCAGUGCACAGAGCAAGAAAUGUCCUAUAAAAAUUUUGGAAGAGCAGCAAUGGGGAAGCUGGUUUCCUGGCUUCUGUUAAUCACCUCGCUCGGGGAGUUCAGCCUCACCUUUACCUACAUCUAUCACGUAAUGUGUAAUUGGGAUAGCCUCAUGAGUGACCUAAAUGACUUCUAUGUUGAAGAUAAAGCGGAGGAGGAAGAUGAGGAAAGCCUGGAGGAGGUGAUGGAGGAGGAGGUGAUAAAGGAGUGGGAGAGGAAGACAUCUGAGGAAUUGGGGAGAAAUAUGGAGAAGUUGGAGGAGUUGGAGGAGGUGACAGAGGAAGAGGAGGAAGUGGAGGUGGUCAUCAAGGAAAAGGCUAAAGGAAGACUGGUGGGGCUGAAAAAACAGUCUGCCUUUUAGCAAGUGAGCACAGCCUUGGGGGGAAUCAAUCCAGUGCUCCCUCCAGAAGAAGGGCUCAGCCGAGACCACGGCAGCAGCCAGCUGGCUACCAGAGAUGUCCCAGGGGGCCUUCCUCUUUUGGAAGAAAAUGCAAACUGUUUGAUUUCCCCCAUGGGGCCCUGCAUGCUAUUACGCUCAGAGGGUAAUGCUUCCCUUCAUGCCAGUCCCGGAUUCCCAGAGGUGGCAGCCUUGGUGCCCAGCUGAGUCUCUGCACGCCUCUGGGCGACAGAGGGCUAUUCCCAAAGGGUCAGGACACAAUGACCACCAUGUCCCUCAGGAAAUCCUGGCUGGGCACAAGCUCCAGAAGCUUCUUCCCACUCAAACGCCUUCUCAAACUAACCCUUUUCCACAAAUGGCCCAGGAGAUGAGUCAACGAGAGCUCCUCCAGGCCAAGCUCAGCUGGGUCUUCCUGCUAUGAAGGUUUCUCUUCUUGUUUCCCCUCAUUCCUCAAUCACCUGUUUCAUUGGUCUUAGAGAAACCAACUCUGCUUUGCCCGUGGAUCUGGGCUCUGUGAAUGGCUCAGUUCCCCAGGAAGCCUGGGGUCAGGCACAUAAAUCAUGUCAAUUGGCUCAGA
Monodelphis domestica (gray short-tailed opossum) is the source of this 2267-nucleotide messenger RNA. RefSeq names its product membrane spanning 4-domains A13 (gene MS4A13). Lineage: Eukaryota; Metazoa; Chordata; Mammalia; Didelphimorphia; Didelphidae. The record is from RefSeq and is a predicted model, not a curated record. Gene Ontology annotation, biological process: cell surface receptor signaling pathway. Gene Ontology annotation, cellular component: plasma membrane.